AUGGCACCAUUCGGCAAGAUCUACACAUAUACGCCUAGCCCUCGGGUUAUGAAGGCCCAGGCGGCUGCCAACCUGAACGGCCUGGAGCUGGAAAUCCCGGAAUUUGCCAUGGGUAAAACCAAUCGCACCGAGGAUUUCCUGACCAAGUUCCCCCUGGGCAAGGUUCCCGCCUUUGAGGGUGCCGACGGCACCAACCUGUUCGAGUCCGACGCCAUGACCCAGUACAUCGCCGAAAGCGGCCCUGCCGCCGCGCAGCUGUUGGGUGCUACGCCUGCGGAGCGGGCCGCUGUCCGUCAGUGGAUCUGCUACGCCCAGGGUGAGAUACUGGACCCCGUCACUCAGCUGGCCCUGUGGCGCAUGAACAUCCGGCCCUACGACGAGGCCACCGAGACAACCAACCUGCAGCGUCUGGAACGCUCACUGGCCUGCCUCGAGACCCACCUCAAGGGUCGCACCUGGUUUGUGAACAACGACAAGCUCAGCCUGGCUGAUAUCACCGUGGCCUCUGCUCUUGUGUGGGGAUUCUCCAUGGUGAUCGACGCGGAGAUGCGUCAGAAGUACCCGACUGUCAUUGCUUGGUACGAGCGUACCAUUGAGGCCGAUGGUGUCAAGGAGGCCUUUGGUGAGAAGAAGUUUGUGGAGAAGCGCCAGGCCUACCAGGGUUGA
This is a messenger RNA of Penicillium maclennaniae, 666 nucleotides long. Its product is annotated as glutathione S-transferase family protein. NCBI's taxonomy places the organism in Eukaryota, Fungi, Ascomycota, Eurotiomycetes, Eurotiales, Aspergillaceae. The transcript is spliced from 2 exons. Gene Ontology annotation, cellular component: nucleus; cytoplasm. The record is from RefSeq and is a predicted model, not a curated record. Bases 1 to 666 code for a protein of 221 amino acids. Gene Ontology annotation, biological process: translational elongation.